CCAACUAUACCGGCCAUGUUGAAGGUGUGUAUUUUUGCUGUGAGUGUCCAAGCUGCUUUAGCAAGCAUUUGCUGUAUACCUCGGCAAUGGGAAGGUAUUGAAGCCCAGACUACAGGGUUUGUCAAACCUAAUGCAUCUGUCCCCACCUUAGUACAGACUGAAAUAAAAGUCCAUUUCGAUGCGACCAAUGAAAGAAUGGCUUUUGACGAAACAGUAACUGUGAAUGGUUACAAAACAAAGGUCAAGGUUAUUCAGUUGUGGACAAAGAUGAUGGAAUAUGUUAUUCAGGAGAGUGGAUCGUGUAAGAAGAAGACUCUUUCCGGCACUGUUCCAGAUGGGUGUAUCCCAGAUACCGCUAAAGACUUGGGCACACAUUUCGUAGGUUCUGGAAGUGAAACGCUCACUUUUCAUACCUACGAGAUAAAAGCAUCUGGCCUCAACAUUGUGGCGGAUAUGACGUCGUUAUGUAUACCAGUUACACAGCAAACAUUUGGACAGCUACCGAACGGAGAUCACAUGCUACAAGUAAACCGUUACUACGACAUCAUGUUAGGCAUCAAGGAUAUGUCUGUCUUCGAUGUGCCAGCAUCAUGCGACCAUGCGCCUGUGGUGACAGAAAUAAAAGUCCAUUUCGAUGCGACCAAUGAAAGAAUGGCUUUUGACGAAACAGUAACUGUGAAUGGUUACAAAACAAAGGUCAAGGUUAUUCAGUUGUGGACAAAGAUGAUGGAAUAUGUUAUUCAGGAGAGUGGAUCGUGUAAGAAGAAGACUCUUUCCGGCACUUUUCCAGAUGGGUGUAUCCCAGAUACCGCUAAAGACUUAGGCACAUAUUACGAAGGUACUGGGUGUGACGAGCUCAUAUUUCAUACCUACGAGAUAAAAGCAUCUGGCGUCAACAUUGUGGCGGAUAUGACGUUGGACUGUAUACCAAUUACACAGCAAACGGUUGGACAGCUACCAAACGGAGAUCAAAUGCUACAAGUAAACCGUUACUACGACAUCAUGUUAGGCAUCAAGGAUAUGUCUGUCUUCGAUGUGCCAGCAUCAUGCGACCAUGCGCCUGUGGUGGGACAAGAAGAAACGCACGGCAAAGUAUUUGGCUAAACAAAACCAAAAAAAACCCCUCACAACUAUGUAUUUAAUAAAACAUAUACAUGUA
Messenger RNA from Gigantopelta aegis, 1159 nucleotides. Its product is annotated as ependymin-related protein 1-like. Gene Ontology annotation, biological process: cell-matrix adhesion. Bases 16 to 1104 code for a protein of 362 amino acids. Lineage: Eukaryota; Metazoa; Mollusca; Gastropoda; Neomphalida; Peltospiridae. The record is from RefSeq and is a predicted model, not a curated record. The transcript is spliced from 10 exons. Gene Ontology annotation, cellular component: extracellular region; lysosome. Gene Ontology annotation, molecular function: calcium ion binding.